AUGUCUGAUUCAGAAAGACAGAAUUUACAAAAAAUCAUAUAUCAGAUUGAACAGAAUCCAGAGAUUUAUGAAUAAAUAUCUGAAGAAUAAGUGCUUGGAAUUAUUUGCAUCAUUCUUAACAAAUCUUCAUAUCAUAGAUCUUUUGCGGAAAUGGAUAUUUUAAAAAAAGCAACCAAAAACAAUGAAUACUUUUAGAAUAUGAUAAAUCAACCUUAAGGUGAUUUAUUAUGGGAGAGGUGCUUGAGGAAAAUGACAUAUAAUUUUUUACCAAUCGGAUUCAAUCUUUUUAGAGAAGGAGAUGCUGGAACAACAUUCUACAUCAUUCUAUAAGGUCGAGUUUCAAUACAUAAGAAAUAUCAAAUAGGAAUUAAUUAAUUUGAAGAGAGAGAACUAACUCAGUUGCAUAAAGGAUAGUCUUUUGGAGAAUUGGCAUUAGAAAAUGAUGCUCCAAGAUCAGCAUCAGUAAAGGCAUUAAGUUCAACUCAUCUAGCUGUUUUAGAGAAAGAGGACUAUAUGAUAAUCAAAAAGACCUUAUCUAAUUAAUAAAAGCAAAUGUAUUUCGAAGAAUUUGCUAAACUGUCCAUCUUUUAAGAUUGGAAAUUUACAAACAUUAAGGGAUUGUUCGAUAAUGUAAAAUUUCAUUAAUUUGGACUCAACCAUCAAAUUUAUAAAGAAGGCGAUAUAUCCAACUUUGUAUAUUUUAUUUAAUAAGGGGAACUGAAAAAAUAGGUUAUUAAGUACUUAUAAUUGAUCAAAUAAAAUAAUUAAAAUUAAAUUUAAAAUUCUAAUAGUGAAAAAUAUGAUGAAAUCAACUAGCUUUAAGAAUUAAGUGCAUUUCAUAAGAAAUCAUUGACAAAUAGUGAAAAGAUAGAUGAAUUGUUUUAAAAAAAGAAAUAUGGACACUUGAUUUAGGUAGAUAAAAAACAAACCAUAACACUAAAAUAUAUUGGACCUGGGGAAAUGUUUGGAGAAUUAGAAAUUCUUAAGAAUUCAGAUAUUCCUCGAUAAGUGAGUGUCAUCACAACUCAAGAAUCAAAUAAAAUCUAUUCAAUACAUAAGAAAGAUUUUCUAAGAGUGUUGCACUUUGAUCAAGUUUUGCAUGCAAACUUAGUAUAUCUAAACGAGAAUAAGCUAAAAUAAAUUUUACAUCAAAUCAAAGGAUUCUAAAAAAAUUUCUUUGAUAAAUAAGAUAAAUAGCAAUUAUUGGAAACUACUCAAAAUAAGGAUUUUUUGACUUUAGAUUAUAAAGACUAUGAAGAAUAACAAUAAAAUUAGAAGAAAAUAAGUAGUUCAAAGAAAAAUAUUUCUCUAAGGAAUUUUAUUUUAGAUAAUAAAACAUAGGAUAUUGGUUUGACACUUUAAUAAAAGGAAUCAUACACCACUAAAAACUAGAAUCUGAUGUUUCAUAAGCAAACCUUGUCUGAUUUCAAAUUAAAUACCGAUAGAGCAUUAAAUACUAAUUCAUCUUCUAAAACAAAUUUAAAGGCAAAAUCAAAUAAUUAGAGUCCUGAUUCAUCAUCUAUUCAAUUAUUGAAAUUGAACUUAUGUAAAUAUCAGCAGACAUCCCCUCUUUCGAGAACACAAAGAAUGUUGAGUCCUUAAGAUUCUAUUUUUAGUAAAUCUUAAGGCUUAAAGAAGUUCUAAAAUAGUUAAAUUUAUUUCAAUAAUAGUCUACCAUUUAUUAUGUAAAAUAGAUAUAUCAGAAUUAAAAGCAACUUAAACAAAAUUUAAUGCAAUAUAUGA
Molecule: messenger RNA, 1743 nt
Organism: Paramecium tetraurelia
Lineage: Eukaryota; Ciliophora; Oligohymenophorea; Peniculida; Parameciidae
Exons: 3
Source: RefSeq, a predicted model, not a curated record